This is a messenger RNA of Cricetulus griseus (Chinese hamster), 3683 nucleotides long. NCBI's taxonomy places the organism in Eukaryota, Metazoa, Chordata, Mammalia, Rodentia, Cricetidae. The record is from RefSeq and is a predicted model, not a curated record.
GGAGCUGGCCCAGACGCCAGUCAGUCGGGAGGGUGCUGCGAGAGGCCGGCCGCCCCAUGGAGCGCCCCCCUGGAGAAGAGGGCGCUGGCUCCGCGCCCGAGGAGCAGCCCCCUGCCACCGACCCCACGGGGGGCCCGGGCUCCGGGGUCCCUCCUGCCGGCCCUGGGGCGGCGAGCGAGGCCCUGGCGGUGCUGACUUCCUUCGGGCGGCGCUUGUUGGUGCUGGUGCCCGUGUACCUGGCCGGGGCAGCGGGUCUCAGCGUGGGCUUCGUGCUGUUCGGCCUCGCCCUCUACCUGGGCUGGCGCCGGGUCCGCGAUGGGAAGGAGCGGAGCCUGCGGGCGGCGAGGCAGCUGCUGGAUGACGAGGAGCGGAUCACGGCCAGAACGCUUUAUAUGAGCCACCGGGAAUUACCUGCCUGGGUCAGCUUCCCGGAUGUGGAAAAGGCUGAAUGGCUAAACAAGAUUCUGGCCCAGGUAUGGCCCUUCCUUGGACAAUAUAUGGAGAAGCUGCUGGCUGAAACGGUGGCGCCAGCUGUCCGGGGUGCUAACCCCCAUCUGCAAACAUUCACAUUUACGAGAGUGGAGCUAGGUGAAAAGCCAGCACGCAUCAUCGGAGUCAAGGUUCACCCUAGUCAGAGGAAAGACCAGAUUCUAUUGGACUUGAAUGUCAGCUAUGUAGGCGACGUGCAGAUUGAUGUGGAAGUGAAGAAAUAUUUCUGCAAAGCAGGCGUCAAGGGCAUGCAGCUCCAUGGCGUUCUGCGGGUGAUUCUUGAGCCACUCAUGGGGGACCUUCCUAUCGUGGGGGCUGUGUCGAUGUUCUUCAUCAAACGCCCGACACUUGACAUCAACUGGACAGGGAUGACCAAUCUGCUGGAUAUCCCAGGACUUAGCUCUCUCUCUGACACCAUGAUCAUGGAUUCUAUCGCUGCCUUCCUCGUGUUGCCCAACCGACUGCUGGUGCCCCUCGUACCUGACCUUCAAGAUGUGGCCCAGUUGCGCUCCCCACUGCCCAGGGGCAUUAUUCGGAUUCACCUUCUGGCAGCCCGAGGGCUGAGUUCCAAAGACAAGUACGUUAAAGGCCUGAUUGAGGGCAAAUCAGACCCCUAUGCGCUUGUCCGUGUGGGCACCCAGACAUUCUGCAGUCGUGUCAUCGACGAGGAGCUCAACCCUCACUGGGGAGAGACUUAUGAGGUGAUAGUGCACGAGGUCCCGGGACAGGAGAUCGAGGUAGAGGUAUUUGACAAAGAUCCAGAUAAAGAUGAUUUUCUGGGAAGAAUGAAGCUGGAUGUGGGGAAGGUAUUACAGGCUGGAGUCCUGGAUGAUUGGUACCCUCUGCAAGGUGGGCAAGGCCAAGUUCAUUUGAGGCUAGAAUGGCUAUCGCUUUUGCCAGAUGCAGAAAAAUUGGAUCAGGUCCUACAGUGGAAUCGGGGCAUCAGUUCACGACCGGAGCCACCAUCAGCUGCCAUCCUGGUUGUGUACUUGGAUCGGGCCCAGGAUCUUCCUCUGAAGAAGGGAAACAAGGAACCCAACCCCAUGGUGCAACUGUCAGUUCAGGAUGUGACACGGGAGAGCAAGGCUACCUACAGCACCAACUGCCCAGUGUGGGAAGAAGCCUUCCGGUUUUUCCUGCAAGACCCUCGCAGCCAGGAGCUUGAUGUGCAGGUGAAGGAUGAUUCCAGGGCCCUGACAUUAGGGGCACUGACUCUCCCGCUGGCUCGCCUGUUGACUGCCUCUGAACUCACCCUGGAUCAGUGGUUCCAGCUCAGCAGCUCGGGCCCAAACUCCAGGCUCUACAUGGACGGGGUUUUGCAGAUCUUAUACUUAGAUUCAUCUGAAAUCUGCUUCCCCACUGUACCCGGUGCCCAAGACCUGGACGGUGACGGCCCCCAGACAGGCAGCAGUGUGGAUGCCCCACCUCGGCCCUGUCACACAACUCCUAACAACCACUUUGGGACGGAGAGUGUUCUUCGGAUCCAUGUACUAGAGGCUCAGGACCUGAUUGCCAAAGACCGUUUCCUGGGGGGGUUGGUGAAGGGCAAAUCAGACCCCUACGUCAAACUGAAGGUGGCAGGACGGAGUUUCCGGAGCCAUGUUGUUCGGGAGGACCUCAAUCCCCGCUGGAAUGAGGUUUUUGAGGUGAUUGUCACAUCGAUUCCAGGCCAAGAGCUUGAGAUUGAGGUCUUUGAUAAGGACUUGGACAAGGAUGACUUUCUGGGCAGGUAUAAAGUGAGUCUCACCACAGUCCUCAACAGUGGCUUCCUUGAUGAGUGGCUGACCCUGGAGGAUGUUCCAUCUGGCCGCCUGCACUUACGCCUGGAGCGUCUGACCCCUAGACCUACUGCUGCUGAGUUGGAAGAGGUGCUGCAGGUCAACAGCCUGAUCCAGACCCAGAAGAGCUCAGAGCUGGCGGCAGCCCUGCUGUCUGUCUACUUGGAACGGGCAGAAGAUCUGCCACUCCGGAAAGGCACCAAGCCCCCCAGCCCAUAUGCUACUCUCAGCGUAGGAGAGACUUCCCAUAAAACCAAGACUGUUUCCCAAACGUCAGCCCCCAUCUGGGAGGAGAGUGCCUCAUUUCUCAUCAGGAAGCCACAUGCUGAGAGCCUGGAGCUUCAGGUACUCAACUCACUGCAGACUCCAACCACAGCUAUUAUAAUCCCGGCACUCGGGAGGCAGAGGCAUUCCGAUCUCUUUUCAGGACAGCCAGGACUGUUACAGAGAGAAAAGCUAGGCAUCCUGGUGUCCCAGCACUCAGGAGUGGAAGCCCACAGCCACAGCUAUAGCCACAGCUCUUCUUCACUCAAUGAGGAACCCGAGGCCUCAGGGAUACCCAGCCACGCCACUUCCCCAGUGCUGGAGGUCAGGCAUCGCCUACCACAUGGUGACAGCCCCUCUGAGGCUCCUGUUGGGCCUCUGGGCCAGGUGAAGCUGACAGUGUGGUACCACAGUGAUGAACAAAAGCUGGUUAGCAUCAUCCACAGCUGCCGGGCCCUUCGACAAAAUGGCCGUGAUCUCCCAGAUCCCUAUGUGUCACUGCUGCUACUACCAGACAAGAAUCGAGGCACCAAGAGGAAGACCUCACAGAAGAAGAGGACUCUCAACCCCGAGUUCAAUGAACGGUUUGAGUGGGAGCUGCCCCUGGAUGGGUCUCUCAGGAGAAAGCUAGAUGUUUCAGUGAAGUCAAACUCUUCUUUCAUGUCACGAGAGCGUGAGCUUCUGGGAAAGGUACAGCUGGAUCUUGCGGAGAUAGACCUCUCCCAGGGUGCAGCCCAGUGGUAUGACCUGAUGGAUGACAAAGAUAAGGGCAGUUCCUAGGAGCUGGGGACAGCCCGACAUUGCUCUGUCUUCUUGCCUUGCCUCUUGCCUCAGUGUGAUGAGCCCACAGCUAGGGCUCCAGGGCUGAGCCUGAACCCUUUUGCCUUCUGGGCCCAAAUCGGGGUCUUUGCCUGACCAAAGAGGAUCAUAUGUAACCUUUACUGCACGGCCUUUCCCCUUGGGCUCCUGGGGCAGGGACCUAAGCUGGCUACUUCCUCUUCUGCCUGCACCUCACUCUCCCUUCCCGACUCCUCAGGGCCUCAUGCACCUGUGCCUGGCCACUGGUAGCACCAGCAGUGGCACCAAAUCAUGCCAAAUACAGCUUUUGGAAAGCUCUUUUUUACAUAAUAAAAAAUAUACAGAAAAACAAUG